CAAAGUCAAGGCAGCUUGACAAAUAAAUAACUCAAAAUUAGUAAACACAUUCCAAACUUAACUUUAGAUUUCUUCUUCAUCUUCGUUUUGCAUUUCUCAAAUCAUAUCCUAUAGUAUUAUUAUUUACUAGUAAUUAUUAUUAAUAUUUUCAUUUAUAUUUAAUUUGUACUAAUUAUAUCUCCGAGACGUGAAAACCGGAUUUCACGGGCGGUUUUGUUACCGAACCGGGUCUCCGGCUGAUAUUAGUGGGUCCAACUACCUGAACCGGAGAAAUGGAUCUAACCGCUCACCAGCGUCCUUUAUUUUCGGACCGAGUAACUGUCAACGGCACCGUAACGCCACUUGCUCUUCUCGCCGACGGUAGACUCUGGUGGUCGGAAGGUAUUCAACGCUGUCUCUCCGUCGAAAAAGAUGUUAUCGGAUUCAUCUCUACUGGUUCCAAUAUCAAAAUCAAGACUCUCGUUGAAGCUCGUGACGGUUGUUGCACCACCGGUGCUCCAGCAAAACUUGUUCGUAACGACGUCGUUUUUAAACCUUCAUCAGAGGAAACGCAUAGGAUUUGGUGCCAGAAGCUUCGCGAAUUCAUCGAUUCUCUCGGUCGACCUAAGAGAUUGCUUGUUUUUGUGAAUCCAUUUGGUGGAAAGAAAUCUGCUGUGAAGAUUUUUGAUGAACAAGUUAAACCUCUUUUUGAAGAUGCUCAAAUUCAACUCACUGUGCAAGAAACUGCACACCAGCUACAUGCCAAAGAAGUUGCUCGAUCGUUGGAUAUUACGGAGCACGAUGGCAUUGUUUGUGUUAGUGGAGAUGGAAUUUUGGUUGAGGUUGUAAAUGGGCUUCUUGAAAGAGAGGAUUGGGAUACAGCGAUAAAGAUUCCCCUUGGAGUAGUUCCUGCAGGUACGGGAAAUGGCAUGGCAAAAUCUUUGCUUGAUUCAGUUGGUAAUCCUUGUACAAUAGCCAAUGCCGUUCUUGCUAUUAUCCGAGGCCAUAAGCGACAGCUUGAUGUGGCUACCAUCACACAGGGUGAAACCAGAUUUUUCAGUAUUUUGAUGCUUGCAUGGGGUCUAGUUGCUGAUAUUGACAUCGAGUCUGAAAAGUAUCGGUGGAUGGGAAGUGCUCGUCUAGAUUUUUAUGGUCUCUGUCGACUCUUAAAUUUGAGGCAAUACAGUGGAUCUGUUUCUUUUGUGCCUGCACCUGGGUUUGAGUCUUACGGGGAGUCCACUAGUUGCCCUGGCAAAUCUACCAUCAAAGGGAACAACAGUGAUCCAAGUGAAGGGGAACAUGUUAAUUUGCAAACACUUUGUUAUCAAGGACCUGAAGUAAACUUGGAAAAUAUGAACUGGAGAGUUAUAAAUGGACCCUUUAUUAGUGUCUGGCUUCACAAUGUACCUUGGGGUGCUGAAGAUACGAUGGCAGCACCUGAUGCAAAGUUCUCUGAUGGUUAUCUUGACCUGAUCAUUACGAAGAAUUGCCCAAAGUUACAUUUGCUGUCAAUGAUGUCAGAGUUGAAUAAUGGAGGACAUGUUAAAUCUCCAUAUGUCACAUAUCUGAAGGUGAAAGCUUUCAGCUUGCAACCUGGUCCACGCAUCAAGGACCGAGAGAAGGAAGGGAUCAUAGAUUCAGAUGGCGAGGUUUUGGCAAGAGGGAAAGGAACCUACAAGUGUGACCAGAAGUCUUUGAUGGCCUAUGAUAAAUUGCAGAUAACAGUGGAUAGAGGUUUAGCUACACUUUUUACCCCUAUAUAAUAAUCUGGUUUAAUUAUUUUCGUGUGCAAAUUCCACUCCACGUAAUAUCGUUCACGUGUUGGUAUUAACAGAACCUUCCAUGAGUUAUAUAUCUUGUACAGCACCAGAUGUAUUGGAUAGAAAGUUUCCUUUGUAACACCAAAUUGGUGGGGGUUAAAUUUUGAAUUAUUAAUACGGAAAUUAUAUUAUCACUCUUUUCUUGAGUUGAGUGAGAGGGUACCCUUCCAAAGAUAAAGUGUAAUGAUAAAUAUUAAUUGAAAAAUCAACUAGAGAUUGCAAUAAUA
Trifolium pratense (red clover) is the source of this 2026-nucleotide messenger RNA. Its product is annotated as sphingosine kinase 1. The coding region runs from base 273 to 1742 and encodes 489 amino acids. The transcript is spliced from 10 exons. The record is from RefSeq and is a predicted model, not a curated record. Gene Ontology annotation, biological process: sphingosine biosynthetic process. Gene Ontology annotation, molecular function: kinase activity. NCBI's taxonomy places the organism in Eukaryota, Viridiplantae, Streptophyta, Magnoliopsida, Fabales, Fabaceae. Gene Ontology annotation, cellular component: membrane; intracellular membrane-bounded organelle; cytoplasm.